Messenger RNA from Clunio marinus, 351 nucleotides. Lineage: Eukaryota; Metazoa; Arthropoda; Insecta; Diptera; Chironomidae. The record is from the annotation of a GenBank genome assembly.
AUGAAUGCCAACAUCGAUUUUAUAAGAGACAUCAAUGAAAGAUAUUGCAGUUUGGAAUAUGAAUUGGAUAAAAAUCUCAAGAAAAUUGAAGCUGAUGAAUCGAUAUUAGAAGCAAACAAAACUUCAGAUGGCAGAAGCAUAACAAAUGAAUUCGAUUCGUAUCCUUCAUCAUUGGAAGAAGCAAGAAAGCGAAAUCGGAAAAUUCUUGACGAUCUUGAGCAAGCUCGAGCCUUUUUAAGAUCGCGUGUCAUUUAUUCUCCCCUUGAAGCGAUUUUAGAGAAAGCACAGAAAAAUUAUUUUCUUCCACAAAACACAACAAGAAAGAAGAAAUAUGGACCAGUUUUUGUGUGA